Molecule: messenger RNA, 522 nt
Organism: Mycena citricolor
Lineage: Eukaryota; Fungi; Basidiomycota; Agaricomycetes; Agaricales; Mycenaceae
Source: the annotation of a GenBank genome assembly
AGUUCUCGCUCCGUGCUAUGCGCUCAACAGGUGCGUAAAGGCGUAGUAUUGCCGACGCAGGAAAAGGAUGAGCUUGUGUGAACGUCAUCCUACAGGUUCCGAGCGGGCGUAUAUAUACCACGUCCAAAUUCAUGAGCAGAACUCAUACCGACCAGUCCUCUCCCCCUCAAUAAACACCAUCUAAACACUAUGGGUUCUAUCUUCUCUGCUAUUGGCCGCGGCAUCAUGGCCAUCAUCGGCGCCAUUGCCAAUGUCCUCGAGACCAUCGUCGGUGCCAUCACCACCGUCAUCGUUACAAUAUUCGACGUCAUCGUCGACAUCCUGUGCUGCAGGUGCUUCGGCUCGCGGAAGAGCGGGCGCAGAUAUGGCCGCCACAAACGUGGCGGCGCGGCGGGGACGUACUAGACGCCCUGGAGAUUCAUCACGACAUGCCAUGACGAUUCCUAGAUACUUAUACCACUCACAUUAAUGAUUGUGCUCCCACCAGUCUGAAAUAUUCUAUUGAUCAGGAAUCUGUGACGG